Penicillium odoratum is the source of this 411-nucleotide messenger RNA. RefSeq names its product GFA family protein. Bases 1 to 411 code for a protein of 136 amino acids. The transcript is spliced from 3 exons. The record is from RefSeq and is a predicted model, not a curated record. NCBI's taxonomy places the organism in Eukaryota, Fungi, Ascomycota, Eurotiomycetes, Eurotiales, Aspergillaceae. Gene Ontology annotation, molecular function: carbon-sulfur lyase activity.
AUGCCUUUGUCCGGACACUGCCUCUGCAAGGCGGUCACCUACACCAUUGAGGUCGACCAGCCUUUGAUCACUGCCUAUGACCACUGCGAUGACUGCCAACGCCAGAGUGGCUCUACCUACUCUCUCGUCGCCGUCGUCCCCAAGGCAGCUUUGACCAUCAAGGGCCCCACCAAGAGCUGGGAGGGCAAGGGUUCAUCUGGAAAAUCCGUGCACCGCAUCUUCUGUGGCGAGUGCGGUUCUCCGAUCGCUCACGAUCCAGAUGCCGCGCCUGAGAUCAUUGCCAUUAAAGCUGGUACCCUGGACACAGAAAUCAAGAAAACACUGAAGCCGGACACCGAGAUCUGGACUGUCAGCAAGCUUCCCUUCUGCCAGGAGCACUUGGAGAAACCUUUCGAGCACAUGCCUCAAUAA